This is a messenger RNA of Lactuca saligna, 303 nucleotides long. Lineage: Eukaryota; Viridiplantae; Streptophyta; Magnoliopsida; Asterales; Asteraceae. The record is from the annotation of a GenBank genome assembly.
AUGGCUCCUGAGCUGUACGAGGAGGAAUACACGGAACUGGUGGAUAUAUAUUCUUUUGGCAUGUGUUUGCUUGAGAUGGUGACCCUUGAACUGCCUUACAGCGAAUGUGAUAAUAUUGCCAGAAUUUACAAGAAGGUGACAUCUGGAGUAAGGCCAGAUGCCAUGAACAAGCUAAAAGAUCCAGAGGUGAAGGCCUUUAUUGAGAAGUGUUUGGCUCAUCCAAGGGACAGGCCUUCUGCUGCCGACCUCCUCCAUGAUUCCUUCUUCCAUGAUAUUUCUCAUAAUGAUGAUGACGAAAACUGA